Lathyrus oleraceus (garden pea) is the source of this 758-nucleotide messenger RNA. RefSeq lists its product as uncharacterized. The coding region runs from base 83 to 442 and encodes 119 amino acids. NCBI's taxonomy places the organism in Eukaryota, Viridiplantae, Streptophyta, Magnoliopsida, Fabales, Fabaceae. The transcript is spliced from 2 exons. The record is from RefSeq and is a predicted model, not a curated record.
ACGAUAAGGAAGAACAUGUCACUCCUUCCUUCCCUUCAAUCCAAUCAUCAUCAAUCAUCAUCAUCAGUCAAAGAGAAGAGGAAUGGGCGUUGCAUUAACACCGUUUCUUCUCACUCUCCCUUCAAUUUCCACUUCCACCCACAAUCGCAGUUUCGUUGUUGCUCCACAUAGUACCCGUCGCAUUCGCAUUGCGAUAAAAUGCGUGAAGCUAGAUGAUGCAGAUACUGAAUCAGAAGCAACUAUAAUGUGCGAAGCUUGUAACGGAAAAGGAUGGUUAGUUUGUGAUUUCUGUGAAGGCCAGAAGAUUAACGUCAAAGCACAAAACAACCGUAUCUACCGUCGAUGUCCCUCAUGCAAAGCCGUUGGAUGUGUAUUGUGUUCGAAGUGUAAGGUGUUCAAAUGUGUUACUUUUCCUGAUUUUAAUGAUUCUCAGAUUAGUUAAUUCAUUUAAUCAAGGUACUACUCUCCAAUGUAACUCAUCAUGUGAUUCUGGAAAUUGUACAUUUCAAAUUCAAUGCAAUAAUUCUUAUGUUUUAGGCCAAGUCUAUAGUGCAAAAGUAAUAUAGUGCUGUACUCGAGUUUGUUUUUCACCAUCUAGUUGAGUUAAAUAGAUCUAAACGAUCGGUCUAGGGUUCAAUCUUUUGCAGCAGCAUGUAUUUAUAUUUAUAAAUUAAUGUAAACAAAUUAUUGAUGACUUACAAAAAUUGUGCAAAAGUAAUAUAGUGUUACACUUGUACCAUACACAAGUUUGUUUUUCA